Molecule: messenger RNA, 756 nt
Organism: Electrophorus electricus (electric eel)
Lineage: Eukaryota; Metazoa; Chordata; Actinopteri; Gymnotiformes; Gymnotidae
Product: protein phosphatase 1 regulatory subunit 3C-B-like
Biological process (GO): regulation of glycogen biosynthetic process
Cellular component (GO): protein phosphatase type 1 complex
Molecular function (GO): glycogen binding; protein phosphatase 1 binding
Source: RefSeq, a predicted model, not a curated record
AUGCCUGUAGGCACGUCGUCGCUGAUGUCCCGUCACACACUCUUGAGACACGCCACACCUUCAAGCGCCCUUCACCCAUCCAGAGUGGGCAUGGAGACGCGGGCUCCAUUCUGUCCCUCCAACACACUGGCUUUGCCCAGCAAAGGAGCCACGAUAAAGAAGAAGAAGCGAGUCGUGUUUGCAGAUGCUAAGGGACUCGCUCUGACAGCUGUGCGGCUCUUUCCCACGGACCCUCCCGCCUCGGACCCCGACAACCAGCUGUGCGUCCCGGGCCUGAUACCGCGGCUCCGGCUGGGCUUCCCUCAGCCAUCCACACACCUUCCGUCUUUCCUGACAGACCUGGCAGACGUGCUGGUGCGCCUGGAGAGCUGCAAUCUGUCAGGCAGGUCGUUGAGUGGGACGGUGCGUGUGUGCAACAUCAGUGCCAAGAAGGCUGUGCAUAUCCGCAUCACAUUUGACUCAUGGAGAAGGCACUGGGAUGUCCCGUGUGUCCAAACACUGCAGCGGCACAUGGACUCCAAGACAGACGUGUUUGCUUUCACAGUCCCGCUCCCAUCUGAACUCAGCGUACAAGCUCGCAUGGAGUUCUGCGUGUCAUUCCGUCCUGGACUUGGCAACAUAACUCUGUGGGACAACAAUGGAGGACAGAACUACAGGGUUAGCAUGGACCCUGCGAGCCCGAAAGACGUGCCCGUGAUGAGAGAGCCGUGCACCACUCUCAGCACGACGCAAGAACCGAAAGCUCAAACCGUGUAG